CGCUGCCACUACAACCGACUGCGCGCUGGCUCGGCUAGCAAGCGAGGAAGAUGCUAGACAGAAAUGGCGGUGACGGCAAGGCGAGCAGCAUGAAGUGCUGAUGCAUUACACGGACCGAAACUCGCGACUGCCAGGACAACGUUGGGAAAAUGACAAUGACGUCGAAGUAGGACACGUUUUGUAACUGUCACUACAAACCUACAACACCUUCCCGGGAGAGUUUUCAUCUUGUCAGCGGAGGAGAGAGAACCUCACCGGGAGCAUGGCUUCUCACUGCAACCAGUACAUCUUUGGGGAAUUCAGCCCUGAUGAGAUCAAUCAGUUUUUUGUGACUCCACGAUGUUAUGUCGAGCUUCCUCCGUUCAAUGACAAAGUCCCGUGCGUCAGUCAGUCUUCUGGAAGUUACUGCACUCCUGCUGUACCUUAUAUAAUGGAGUCUAUGGGACUGCAGGUUUGCGCAGAAGACUAUCAGCACAUUGAGUUUGGCGUUGACGAGGUGAUGGACUCCAAGCCUGUCGGGGUGAACGAUCCUUUAUACAAAGUGUCGAGCACCCUCAACCCCCAGGCUCCAGAGUUCAUCCUGGGAUGCCAGUCGUCCCAGAAGGCCCAACAGACGGCUCCUCCGGCAGCUGACGUCCCCGACGGAACCCACUUCAACUCGCUGGACGGCCCCGACUCUGAGGCCUCAGCCAUGGACAAUCACCAGGCCUGCCAGGACCUGGACGGCCUCCCCGGCAGCCUGGGACAGCGAGAGAGGAAGAAAAAGAAAAAGCGACCGCCGGGGUACUACAACUAUCUGGACCCGUCGGCCGGCGGCAGCAACAGCAGCGGUGCAGCGGACGGGACGCCCCUGACGGCACUGGUGAACGGACAUGCGCUUGGCGGGCCGCACCACAACACUGAGGACGUGGACGGUAAGGCGUUGUCAGGGGCUGAACUUUCCACCCCUGGGCCCGUCUCCACAGCAACAUCAACAGCUGCUGUGGCCGCGGCCAAGUUUGCCCCCUCUUCCACUGCCAAUCAGAGGACUUGUGAUAGCCCUGAUGACUCUUCUUUGGACUUAACAAGUGGAGCUGCCUCUUUAUCAGAUGGCAACAAUGCAACUUCCUCCUCUUCAUCCUCCUCUCAGAGCAGAGGGAUGACAGAGGGACCCAGGACUGCAGACCAGCAGCCAGAUCAUUUGGCUCCACAGAGCCCUGAACUCUCAGAUAGUCCACACAGCCCCCGCUCCAAAUCACCUCUUCCUCCUUCAGCUGCUGUGGCCCCCCCCUCUGUCGUCGCUUCCAUUACGACUACUGAACUGGAGGGACAGGAGGUAGCGGACAGUGGGGUGGCCAAUGGGCUCGCAGAACGUGAGCCUUCCAUCAGUCCAGAUGGACACAAAGAAGACUGUGAGAGUGGGGAGCAGGCUCAGCAGGUCUGCCCAGACUCUGCUGCCCAGCCAGCAGUAACAGAACAGGCCCAUUCGCCUGCAAUUCCAGCUGCACCUACUGCCAACCUCCCCAAGUCCUGGGCUAGCCUCUUCCACAACUCCAAGCCUCUGCCUGGGGGGCCUCAGGCCUUUGUGGAGGUAAAGAAUGUUGUGGAGGUUGUGUCUCCCUCCCCUGCUACACCAGAGCAGCCUGAGAAAGUGGUGGAGGUCAAAGAUGGCCCUGUCCACGUAUCAGAGGAUCCCAUGGCCCCUAAACUCGCAGAACUUAUUGAGAAUGUGAAGUUGAUACAUAAACCAGUGUCUUUGCAGCCGAGAGGACUGAUCAACAAGGGAAACUGGUGCUAUAUCAACGCUACCCUACAGGCCCUGAUUGCGUGCCCUCCCAUGUAUCACCUGAUGAAGUCCAUUCCUCUGCAUAAUGAAACGCAGAGACCAUGUACCUCCACACCCAUGAUAGACAACUUUGUAAGGCUGGUGAAUGAGUUCAACAACAUGCCUGUGCCAUCUAAAGCCAAACAGCAAGCUGUUGGCGAUAAAGUCAUGAAAGACAUUCGGCCUGGUGUUCCUUUUGAGCCGACGUACAUUUACAGACUCCUCACUCUCAUCAAGUCCAGUCUCUCUGAGAAGGGCCGACAAGAGGAUGCGGAGGAGUAUCUUGGCUUCACUCUCAAUGGACUGCACGAGGAGAUGCUAGCAUUGAAAAAACUAAUCUCGCCUCAGGAAGAGAAAGCCCCCACGCCCAACGGACCAGAGUCUCAGCCGGGUGUGGAGGAAGACGUUGCUGAUAAGGAGGAAGAAGGCAGCGAGGAUGAGUGGGAGCAAGUUGGCCCCCGAAACAAGACUUCCAUCACUCGUCAAGCUGACUUUGUCCGCACACCCAUCACUGAUAUCUUUGGUGGCCACAUCAGAUCGGUGGUGUAUCAGCAGAACUCUAAAGAGUCGGCCACUCUGCAGCCUUUCUUUACCCUGCAGCUGGACAUCCAGUCUGAGAAGAUCCGCACUGUCCAGGAGGCUCUGGAGACCUUGGUGGCACGGGAGUCGGUCCAGGGCUACACUUCUAAAACCAAGCAGGAGAUUGAGAUCAGUCGGAGGGUGACUCUGGAGGAGCUGCCCCCUGUCCUGGUGCUCCAUCUGAAGAGAUUUGUCUUUGAAAAGACCGGAGGCUGCCAGAAACUGACCAAGAACAUCGACUACCCUGUUGACCUGGAAAUCAGCAAAGAUCUCUUGUCCUCUGGAGUGCGGAGCAAAGUCGUGAAAGGCCAAAGAACUUACAGGCUCUUUGCAGUUGUGUAUCACCAUGGGAACAGCGCGACAGGCGGUCAUUACACCACGGAUGUCUUCCACAUCGGUCUUAACGGCUGGCUGCGCAUUGACGACCAGACGGUGAAGGUCAUCAACCAGUACCAGGUGGUGAAGCAGACUGCAGAGCGUACCGCCUACCUGCUGUACUACCGCCGCGUUGACCUGCUGUAGACACACACACAACACACCCCAGCACACACACAACAAUACCCCGAUAUAUUGACAAACGCACACAGACAUACACGCUCUACAUCUCCACACGACACAGACACACAAAACUAAUGAACAGGAACACUGCCCAACUUGUUCUCUUGCGAGAUUUUCCUCUUCCUCCCUCAUGUCCCCGCUUUCCUGAGAACCAGCUUUUCCAGCACCCUUCUCCUCGUCUCUUUUCUUUUCAGAAGAAGAGAAACAAGCUGCAUUCACAAAGAUUUCCCUGUGACUGCUCUCUCUUCUCUGUGCACCACUGCUGUGUUAUUUUUUUUUUUUUUCUUUUCCUUUUUUUGUUUUACUUUUAAAAAGCAGCAAGGAAGGACUGUUGAACAGACAGAGCUUGGGGUUCCAGGUGAGUCUCACCUGGCUGAGCACUCAGCUCGGCUUAGAUAACAGUGGACUCACUCACACGGGAAGAACUCUCUACCACAGGCUGCAGGUGGACUGCUGGGGUAAUUUCUCUUGUUUGAAUUACCUUUUUUAAGGAAAUGACCUAGAAGUAUCAGUGUUUGCCUUUUAGUAAAGGAGAACUGUCGGCCCACCAAGUCCGCCACAGUUUGAAAGCCUAUUUGAAUUUGCCCUUGUGCAUUGAAAAGGCCCAGCACCAGCAUUAUCAUGAGUCUCUCCUCCCAAGGCCAGAUUGUCUUCUUCGCUGCCACCAACACCAACAAGUCCUCCUCCACCAUUUCCUCACUUUUACGAUGCUUUUAAAUCUAGGUACUCGAGCCAUCCAAAACAGGAAGAAGAGCUGGUUCACUGAGGGGGAACUGAAAAGCUUCCUCGUCUGAGAGACCCUCGUUGUGGUAUCUGGGUUUAGAUUUAGAAAGACUAUCUAAAAAAAUAUUAAUGCGCUUUAGAAUUUAAUAACAAAUAUGCUUCUGUGCACAAAGUAUAAACUGAUUGAUGAUUACGAUAUGACAGGCAAAUGCAUAUUUUGCAAAUAUUUAGAUUAAAAUGUAAAAAAAAACAAAAAACAAAAAAAAACCUAAAAAUAUAAAAUCUAGCUGACGGAAAACUUGUUUGGGUCCUAAAAGACUGCGCUAGUUUUUAGACUCAGUUCUUGCACUGGAGAGAUGGCAACCAAUCAGAUUCCACUGCAAACCUGCCCUCGUUUACUUUGUACAUUUCCUCCUCGACCCAUUUUUCUUUUUUGUUUUUUCUCGUCUAAAGGUUCCACCUGUGUAAAGGUGGUUUAUCAGUGUAGUUCUGAGCCACACCACCCCUCUUACCCCCACCCCCCAACUCAGCAGAAAGCAGAGGGGAGGGGCUGGGGGCGGGGGGCUGCCUUAGGUUCAAUGUGUGAUGUUUUUCCACUCAGCGUACGAGUCUAACCCUGACAUCAGGCGGCAGCAGCAAGUCUACAGUCUGAAGAGUUAGGGGAACGUACCUGACACCUGUGUUUGACUCUUUAGUGGCUCAGUGUUUUUCUCUGAGUGUGGAGGGGAGGUGGGACGACACCUGCGCUCCGCUCUGCAGAAACACCCCCCGGACAUGCGCACAAAAGGAGAUAGUGUUUGCUUUUGUUGAAGAUAUUGAUUUUGGAUCAUUCAUUGAUUGUGAUGAUUUUUGUUUGAGUUACUAAAAGAUGUUAGUUAUUUUUUUCUUCUUUUCCUUUUUUGUCCUUGAUCAUUAUUGGAUGUCCCUCGCUCUGGCUCCCCUCAGAAAAAUCUGCUUGCAUUUGAAUUGGUGUUUGAAAAAGGAAAUUACACAGGCUAAAGCACAACAAUGAAUAAAAUCAAUCUAGUUCUUUGCUUGAUAUUUAUUUCCAUUUUUGUCGUUUUUCAUCUUCUUUUGUUUUUUUGAUUUUCUUUUUGUGUCAGACCCAUUUCAUUCCAACCACCAGUGUCACAGCCUCAGUAUUAACCCUCUACAAACUGUAAUCAGCUCCAGUAUUCCUCCACCGUUUAGUCCUGUGUUCUUCACAAACUCCUGUCUCAGACUUUUGUCUCACACACACCUGUCCAUGAAUAAAAACAAGGUACACAGGUGAGAAGGUGGUUGUCCCACGUCUUUGUUCAGCGUACAAACAUGUUGAUGUAUCAGAGCAGUUUAAAACGUCCUUCACCUGUUUGUUAAUUCACAGACCAAUUUUAGCUUCAGUCUUUUCAAGGUCAAAUUAAAUGACACGAGAUUUAAGUCAUUUUUAGCUUCUGUGUGAUAGAACAUCAUCCUGUGGUGCAUUUUGACUUUUCUUGUGGGUUUCAAAGUCCGAAACCUUUCCCAGAUAAACCAAAGGAAAACAUUCUAUCCAGGCCCUCCUGCCUUUCCUCCAGUCUCUCUUCACUUUUCUUUCUGCCUUCUCCAUCCGACGUCUUGUUGCCAUGUCUCGUCACACUCGUUCUCACACAGGAAACAGCAUGCCGUUUAGACAGAUACAUCUUACAACUUCUAAUGGUAGUUGAGUCGUGCCGCCGGCUUCGUAGUGAUUUCUGCACAAAUUGUGACAUUGUUGAUUUGCAUCUUUUCUUUCCCCUUUGAAAGAAUGUGUGGAAGUUGGGACUUUGAAAACAGACACCUUGAGCUUUCUGUUGUACAGUUUAUCUCAGUCUCUCACAGCUGGUCAGGAAAUGUGCUGGUGAAAAUGCUUCAACAAUGUCUCUCUUUUCAGUAUGUGCUCCUAACACUAUUGUCUGCUGGGAAUUGUUGGGAUAUUGACCUAAAAACAAAAAAAUGAUUCUGUCUUUUCAUUUUAAGCCUCCAGCAUUAUAUUUUGUUUAUUGUUCAAAUAAAGGAUUGUGCAAAAAGCAGUUUGCUGAUGAGAUGUAGUCUGAGGACUACGUGGCUUUCUUAUGAUACAGUAAAUAACAUGUGCAGUCUCUGACCGUGGACUGGCCUACAGAACAAUGUGCACAAUAAACCAAACCAACAAAACGA
Molecule: messenger RNA, 5821 nt
Organism: Lates calcarifer (barramundi perch)
Lineage: Eukaryota; Metazoa; Chordata; Actinopteri; Centropomidae
Gene: usp10
Product: ubiquitin specific peptidase 10
Exons: 15
Coding region: 263-2905 (880 amino acids)
Biological process (GO): regulation of autophagy; protein deubiquitination; DNA damage response, signal transduction by p53 class mediator
Cellular component (GO): nucleus; cytosol
Molecular function (GO): cysteine-type endopeptidase activity; cysteine-type deubiquitinase activity
Source: RefSeq, a predicted model, not a curated record